AGAAGAAACGCCAAGUUUUAAGCCCUAGCUUUUAUUUCUUUCUUCUUCAUCCUCCAGAGAGAUAGAGAGAGAUUGAUAGAGAGAGGAGAGAGAAUGGUGUUCUACUUCAAAGCCCGACCCGAAGUGGGUGAUUACACAAUCUUUAUGGGUCUUGAUAAGCAUGAGAAUGAAGAGCUUAUCAAAUAUGGCUUCCCUGAAGACAUCUGGUUCCAUGUGGAUAAGAUGUCUUCAGCCCAUGUCUACGUGCGACUGCACAAGUUUCAGGGAAUUGAUGAUAUAUCUGAAGGUCUGCUUGAAGAUUGUGCUCAGCUAGUCAAAGCAAAUUCCAUACAAGGAAAUAAGGUGAACAAUAUUGAUGUUGUUUAUACCCCAUGGCAAAAUUUGAAGAAGACUGCUUCCAUGGAUGUUGGACAAGUUGGUUUUCACAAUUCCAAAAUGGUUCGAACUGUGAGAGUGGAGAAGCGAAUCAAUGAGGUUGUGAAUAGAUUAAACAAGACAAAAGUUGAAAGGACUCCUGAUUUAAAAGCCGAGCGUGAAGCAGUUAAUGCAGCAGAACGAGCAGAAAGGAAACAACAGCUAAGAGAGAAGAAACGAAGAGAAGAUAUAGAGAGGAUGGAAAAGGAAAGACAAGCAGAGCUUAGGAGCUACAAGAAUUUGAUGGUAGCUGACAAGAUGACAUCUAACAAAGACAUUGCUUCAACCAACAAGUCUUUGCAAGAAUUAGAGGAUGAUUUCAUGUGAUGAUGCUGAAAUCGAGUAUUUCCCAUAUCAAUGGCAUUUAAAGAAUCUGGGUACUGCCCAGAGGCAAAAGGAAGAGAGGUAUAAAUUGAGAAAUUUAUGCGAAAAUAGAAAGGGGUGUUUCUAGUAAAACUGUCAUGCUAGAUCGAUUGUCGGCCUUGUAUCUCUUAAUAAUUUGUAAGCACAAAUGUGCACAUUUGCGAUGCAGGUGAAACGUGUUACUCUGUGCAAUAUGCAUACUUAAUUGGUGGUGUUGAUGAUAAAUGACUGGGUUUCUCCAUUGUUGCUCAGGCCUUGACGUAAUUUUUCUCCGGCUCAUCAAAUCUUUAUGACAAUCGAUAUUGUAUCUCUGGUGAUUAUAUUUUUGGAGUUCAAAUUUUAUUCUUUUUA
Molecule: messenger RNA, 1128 nt
Organism: Daucus carota subsp. sativus
Lineage: Eukaryota; Viridiplantae; Streptophyta; Magnoliopsida; Apiales; Apiaceae
Exons: 6
Coding region: 94-741 (215 amino acids)
Source: RefSeq, a predicted model, not a curated record